Molecule: messenger RNA, 189 nt
Organism: Staurois parvus
Lineage: Eukaryota; Metazoa; Chordata; Amphibia; Anura; Ranidae
Source: the annotation of a GenBank genome assembly
AUGGAAAUAGCCACCACGUUGCUGGAGUAUGGGGCAGAUGCCAAUGCAAUGACCAAGCAAGGAAUUGCUCCCAUUCAUCUUGCUGCCCAAGAAGGCCAUGUGGACAUGGUGUCUUUGCUGCUCACAAGAAAUUCUAAUGUCAAUGUUAGCAACAAGGUACCAUCUAUACUCUUCAAAUUUUGUUGGUAA